CUUUGACUUAUCGUGUGCGACAAGCCGCGUCGAAACAGAAAAGACGAUGCAUGGCCAUUCCUGCCCAUCCAUCUUUUUGCCAUGUGGUGUGUCGCGGUACGAAUCUACUCUAAAUCGUGGAUCAUACGCAGUUUCAGCCUGGACGACUGGAUUAUUACUAUAACAUAUGUUAUGUACGUGGGGUGGUUUAUUGUUGGGCAUACUAUUUUCCUCAAGGUGUUUGGAGUCGAUAUUUGGUGGAACGAUCCUGUAACCCUUACCUGGGCUUUGAAACUUUUCUACAUCGAUUCAUCUCUAUACCUCCUUAUUUUAGGACUCGCAAGGACUUCGGUCCUGUGUUUCUAUGUACGACUCUUUCCUUACGAGCGUUUUUGUCGCCCAUGCUACGCGCUAUUGACCAUCAUCGCCACAAGCACCGUUAUAUUCAUAGUUCUUUCAAUAGUUCAGUGCGUGCCAAUAUCGUACAACUGGGAGGGUUGGAAAGGGGACUUUGGGCCGGCGAAAUGCCUGAAUCUCAACCUUCUAUCUUGGAGCUCAAGCGCCAUCGGCAUCGCGUUCGAUACAACCAUCUUGAUUAUGCCUUUGCCGUUGGUUGUCAAGAUCAAGUCAACACCGCGGCGCAAGUUUUACAUCAUAUCAAUGUUCAGCCUGUGCAUCAUGAACGUCAUAUCUAGUUCCAUACGUCUUCGUUACAAUAUUAUAUACAGAGACUCUGUUGUGAAGCUGGAAUAGCUUCGUGUGGCUAGUGCCAGCAGUGCUACCACAGGAUAUAGUGUACCACCUGUAUAGACUAUAUAAAAAAGGACUACGUAGACCUUAUGAUUUAGACGGG
Colletotrichum navitas is the source of this 832-nucleotide messenger RNA. RefSeq lists its product as uncharacterized. Lineage: Eukaryota; Fungi; Ascomycota; Sordariomycetes; Glomerellales; Glomerellaceae. The record is from RefSeq and is a predicted model, not a curated record. The coding region runs from base 82 to 732 and encodes 216 amino acids. The transcript is spliced from 4 exons.